Messenger RNA from Recurvomyces mirabilis, 510 nucleotides. RefSeq lists its product as uncharacterized. The record is from RefSeq and is a predicted model, not a curated record. NCBI's taxonomy places the organism in Eukaryota, Fungi, Ascomycota, Dothideomycetes, Mycosphaerellales, Teratosphaeriaceae. The transcript has a single exon. The coding region runs from base 1 to 510 and encodes 169 amino acids.
AUGACAUCACGACAUGACGAGAACCAGAAACCUAUUUUCAAGCUCAAACAAACAACAGCUACGGUGCCGAAAACCUACCACCUCCGUAUCGAAUUCUUCGAGAAUGGCAGAGCACAUGACCUCGCCUACUCUGACGACCUAGAGCCACGCGGUGUCGCCAAGGCAUGGCUAGAAUCUCUGGGUCAUUACCCACUCGGCGAUAGGGGACUGGCUUCCGCCAUUACUGACCUAAUCGUCCGCGAGAAUGGCGGCAGGAGGUUUCAGAAGUUCAGAUUCAGCGCGGAUGCUGGAAAGGAGGUCUUCUCGAAAGAGCGUGUAAUUGACGGGUUGAAGCGGAUGCUACUGUACGGAGACCGUAUUGAGGUCUUGGAGAGGGGAGAUAAAGGCGCUUCGCCGCGAAUUUGCAACGUUGAAAGCAGAAGGUGCGGAGAUGAGUACCAUAGGGCAAGUAUCUAUAGCAGCACGAAUUGUGUUGUGCCUAUCGACUUGCCAGAUAUUUCCGCGAUAUAA